AUGCCAGCCGAUACAACAUUUUUUGAUGCAAGAGGUAAUGCUAUCUUCUCAUUACCAACUGCACCAAGAAAUACUAUAUUGUAUUCUCCACAUGCCAGAUAUGUAUUAGUAGCCGGUUUUGGUAACUUGCAAGGUACUGUUGAUGUAUAUGACCGUCAAAAUAAGUUUUCAAAGGUUACUACUUUCGAAGCUGCAAAUACCUCGGUGUGUGAGUGGUCACCAUGUGGAAGGUACAUAUUGACAGCCACCACAUCACCAAGAUUGAGAGUUGAUAAUGGGUGUAAGAUUUGGCAUGCUAGUGGUAAAUUGGUUUAUUUGAAGGAAUACCAAGAAUUAUAUUCGAUCACUUGGAAGCCCCAAAGCUUGGAUAAGUUCCCCCCAUUAAGGAACUUGGAAGAUGCACCAGUCGCACAUGAAUCGACGAAGGAAUAUUUGGCAAAGAAGCAAGCAAAUGACUUGAGUGCUGCCCAGAAGCCUAGCGGAGCAUAUCGUCCACCCCACGCCAGAAAUUCUGGUAGCAGUGCAAGAACGUCAUUAUAUCAAAAGGAAUUGCAAUCAAGCAGCUCUCUUUCUGGAUCGAACGGCAACGGUGCCAGAACCAGAGUGGUCCCAGGUGCUGCUCCGGUAGAUAACACUCCUAAAGAAAGCAAAAGUGCUGCCAAGAACAGGAAGAAGAGGGAGGCUAAAAAACAACAACAGGACGAAGGACAACAAGUUGAAUCGCCAUCUAACAGCGUCGAAAGUGGCCAAAAGGACAAUGAAGCUUCAGAAAGUGGCGUCAUUGGUGGUGUAAGCUCGUUGGAAGAGAAGAAAAUCAGAUCGUUGUUGAAAAAAUUGAGAGCCAUAGAAACAUUGAAAAUGAAGCAGGCCAAUGGCGAAACUUUGGAAGACACGCAGGUGUCCAAAAUUAAAAAGGAGGACGACAUUAGAAAAGAAUUACAUCUGUUAGGAUGGUCUGAUUAA
Debaryomyces tyrocola is the source of this 963-nucleotide messenger RNA. Lineage: Eukaryota; Fungi; Ascomycota; Pichiomycetes; Serinales; Debaryomycetaceae. The record is from the annotation of a GenBank genome assembly.